AUGUUGUUACGAACUAUAAGACAGAUUCAUUUGGAACUAUGGAGAGUGUCGAAAAGUUUUAGUAAUAUGUACGGUAUACAGAUAUCCUUAGAAAUUGCAAUGUGUGUUUUACUUAACACAUAUUCGCUAUAUACUCUUUAUGUGAAGUUUAAGGAAGAGAUAUGUGACAUUCACGAAUUGAUUUUAGCAUCCAUUAGAACACUUUUGUUGUGUUUACAAUAUUCGACUAAAAUUUUUAUCGUUAAUUAUGUUUGUGAUAAAACAACGAAAGAGGCUGAGCGAACGAACGAAAUUAUUCACACAUUUUAUGGACAAAAUACGGAUUUCGAGAUACAAAAGGAGGUGGAAAUAUUUUCUUUGCAAAUGAUGCGGCGUCGUAAUGCUUAUUCCGCAUUUGGUUUAUAUAAUCUUAAUUGUAAACAUAUUUGUUCGUGUAUCAGCAUCAUAACGACGUACAUGGUUAUCAUGAUACAAGUAACCGAUUCAAUAAAAGGAGGAUCAUAA
Vespula vulgaris is the source of this 504-nucleotide messenger RNA. Its product is annotated as putative gustatory receptor 2a. The record is from RefSeq and is a predicted model, not a curated record. Gene Ontology annotation, cellular component: membrane; axon; dendrite. The transcript is spliced from 5 exons. Gene Ontology annotation, biological process: sensory perception of taste. Lineage: Eukaryota; Metazoa; Arthropoda; Insecta; Hymenoptera; Vespidae. Bases 1 to 504 code for a protein of 167 amino acids.